AUGCAAGGCAAACCGGCGCAAAAGGAGGUCGUAUUCUCUAGCGAUGUUCGGAAUAUGGAUGAGUGGGCUCAAAGGACACAUAUACCGCUCACUACGGCUGACGCUCUCGGCGUAACCUAUGCGAGAGCUCAUCGUUGGUUUCAGGCCAUCAGAGCUGACCUUGUUCACAACCACCGUUGGACGAAUGCCCAGAAUAACGACUCCAGGAUGCUCUUUUGCCUCGAAACAUCCUCAAUAUGGCGGUCCACAGCUGGUCUACCCGCUGGUCCCGCCCUUCGUCUCCAACUCCCAGUCCAUGCAACUUCGUUCUUUAGCCCACAACGAAGAGUCCAAUGGGAGGUCGUAUUCCAUUCAGACACUUUCUCUUCCGUCCGCCAAAUCUGCCCUCCUAUCAGCGACCUUCUCCACCUCAUCCAAUGUCUGUUGACUGGCGUGGUCACCGUCGUCUUCGAGGAGCAUCUUCCGCAAGGCAUAUACCGCACAACCCGAGGCUUGCCUCCAGUCCAGUGGGUAAAUGCGAACGAACAGAGACUGGUCGAGAUAUUCGGGGUUGCUCAUUUCCGUGCUCUUCGUAAAGCUUGCAACGAUACUGCAACUGCCUUCAAGUUAGAAGUCCUUCCCCAUCGUCGCUGA
Molecule: messenger RNA, 633 nt
Organism: Mycena indigotica
Lineage: Eukaryota; Fungi; Basidiomycota; Agaricomycetes; Agaricales; Mycenaceae
Exons: 2
Coding region: 1-633 (210 amino acids)
Source: RefSeq, a predicted model, not a curated record